AGUCAUAAGAUCUGGGUGUGGCAUAAAACAAUGCUGCCAAGGGAAGGUGCUGUGCUCAUCAGGCUCGGUGAUGAGUGGGCUGAUGUGUUCACAUACAUAUAAGAAAACAGAAUAGAAAACAGGAUCAUUCAUUCAACAUUACAAAAAGCUGGCCAGCUUCUCAUCACUGAAGCACUCAAAGGCAAUCAUUCAAUCAAGCAACAAGAGAAGACGAGUUGAACAUGUCGACCGCUGCGGGAUUAAAAAUCGUACAGGGACAUAGCAAGGCAUCUCUCGGGCUGUGGCUAUUGGCAGCCUGGUCUCUUGUGACGCCCACCUUUUGCCAGCUGAUGGAUCAUCAGAACAUAAGGGGGGAACGAAACCUACAAUUUCGCGGCAACGAAACCUUGAUUACCCCAGCGGACGAUGAACAACACAUCAUUGGCGGAUCUCCGGCCUACGAAGGUGAAUUUCCCUAUUUUGUCAAGUUCGAGGGGGGUACUUUGUGCGGAGGAUCACUCAUCGCACCAGAUAGAGUCCUUACCGCAGGACACUGCAUUCAGAAUGGAUGGCCACGACAAGUUCGGGUCGGAUCUCACACCAAUUCCCACGGCCAGCUCGUACCCGUUCUGUGUGGUGUCAGACACCCGAACUAUCUCACCCCAUUCGUCACGGUACUUCACGAUGUCGCCGUUCUCAAACUCGGAUUUGCAGUUGGACAUCUACGCUUUGCUGAUCUCAACACCGACAAUAAUUUCCCAAGCGUCGCCGGGAGCCAAAUGACUGUCAUGGGGUAUGGAAAAACAUCCAACAGCGGCGGAGUUAGCGACCACCUACGCAAGCUUGACACAAACUUUGUCACCCACCAGGAGUGCGUACAAAAGUACGAUGCUACCGUCGUCAGGCCAAACGCUCAUAUUUGCGGAGAUGUCUGGAGUAAAGGAGACUGUAAUGGCGACUCUGGUGGUCCCGUCAUAGACAAACAGACUGGUAAGCAGGUUGGAUUGGUAUCCUUUGGCUACGGAGGAUGUGCUUCAAACGAAUACCCAGACGUUUAUGCCAAGGUCAGCAGUUACAAUCAAUGGAUUCAACAGGAAAUCAGCUCCGAUUGGUGCCCUGCCGCUCCAUCCGGUGGUGGCUCGGGAGCGUUGCAGUUUUGUCGCACAGGGCUCUAUCUCGGAGGUGCUGCUGUCUAUCGAGUUGGGAGCUUCUUCUCGGGGCUGGUCAAUUUUAUUACAUCAUCGGAAAUUACCUUCGAAGACCGAUAGUCAAAGUCAAGUCAAGUCAAGCCACACAGGCAGAAACGGCCUCGACUUUAGUAGAAGCCGUAAACAGACUUCUUGUUGCUUGCUACCGGUAUAGUUCACCCUAACCAAAAUCAACGAUUGAUUGUAUACUAUAGCGUAGCUACCAACAAGAUUGUGUAUAGAGCUGUAGCGGAGG
Molecule: messenger RNA, 1422 nt
Organism: Seminavis robusta
Lineage: Eukaryota; Bacillariophyta; Bacillariophyceae; Naviculales; Naviculaceae
Source: the annotation of a GenBank genome assembly